GGGCGAGCGAGUCGGUGACCACCACCUGCAACGGGUGUAGAGCUCCACUAGUAGACCUGCCUUGAUUCUUCCCGGCUAUGGCAUCUCAGCAACAGUCGCCGCCGGCGACGUUAUCGCCGAAGAAGAAGAAGAAGAAAGCCCCAUCACUACCUCCUACCACCAUAAGCGGCCUUGACCAAGACACUCUGUACGAAAUCUUCGUCCGCCUCCCCUCUCUCCCCACCCUCGUCCGCGCCGCCUUCACUUGCCGCACCUUCCUCGACGCCGUCCGUUCGUCCCCCGCCUUCCGCCGCCGCUUCAGCGCCCUCCACUGCUCCCCAGUCCUAGGUCACUUUAUCGGCAACGAAGAAGACACCCUUAUCCCUAACUUCCUACCUCUCCGCCGCCGCUCCGACCCAGACCUUGGGGCUGUUCUCCGUGGGGCCGAUUUCUUCCUCACCCGCCUCCCAGUUUUCGACCAAGAAGAUGCCGUCCCCGUCCCCGACCCCGAAGAGGACGAUGAUGCAUUCCCCGGGUGGUCAAUCAACGACUGCCGCGAUGGAUUCCUUGUUCUCGGCAACUGGAGCGCCGAGCAGAUGGCCGUCUACAACCCGCUCACGCGUACCAUGGACCUGUUUCCCCCGCCGCCGCCGCACGAGGACCCCGAUCCCGAUGGCUUGUAUCAUGAUUUCCACAUCCUGCGCUCAGAAGAAGACCACCGCUCGUUCCGCCUCGUGUGUGUCCGGCACGGCGAAACUGGGGCGCGAGCUCUUGUCUUAUCAUCAUCGGACACCAGCAAGUGGCAGAAUUUUCCAUGGGCAGAUAUCGACGGGCUCUGGCCUCAGAAUGGCACCAUGGUGAACGGUUGCAUCUAUUGGACCAUUGGAAUGCCAAAUGACGCCCGUGUGCUCAACACCGCCACGAUGCAAUUCUCCCGGAUUCAUCUGCCACCGCGGAGAGUGAAUACGACAUGGAAGGCUGGCGAGACCAAGGAUGGAAGGCUAUGUAUGGCAUCCGUACCGUUCGAAGUCCAAGCCCAACGGCCGCUUGAUGUUUGGUUCUGGAGAGCCGAUGGCGAUGGUGUUGAGAGAUGGAUGCUGGAUAAGUCGCUUCCGAUGCAG
Lolium rigidum is the source of this 1100-nucleotide messenger RNA. RefSeq lists its product as uncharacterized. NCBI's taxonomy places the organism in Eukaryota, Viridiplantae, Streptophyta, Magnoliopsida, Poales, Poaceae. The transcript has 2 exons. Gene Ontology annotation, molecular function: protein binding. The record is from RefSeq and is a predicted model, not a curated record. The annotation marks the transcript as partial.